This is a messenger RNA of Phacochoerus africanus (Common warthog), 3264 nucleotides long. RefSeq names its product H2.0 like homeobox (gene HLX). Lineage: Eukaryota; Metazoa; Chordata; Mammalia; Artiodactyla; Suidae. Bases 1610 to 2896 code for a protein of 428 amino acids. The record is from RefSeq and is a predicted model, not a curated record. Gene Ontology annotation, molecular function: sequence-specific DNA binding; DNA-binding transcription factor activity, RNA polymerase II-specific. Gene Ontology annotation, biological process: regulation of DNA-templated transcription. The transcript has 3 exons.
AACCCGUUAGGACUAUAAUUUAAAAGAGAACGAAUUCUUAAAAUAGAGAUGUUGAUGCUGCAGAAAACCCCCCACUACACGCGCUCUGCGCUCUGAAGACCCCAAGUACGAGUGGAAGACCUCGGCCACCACUGCAGCUUCUCCUGCGACCAGGCCCUGUGGGGAAACAGCCACGGGAUUGGGAGCAGUAUUUAACCCCAAGGAAAUCUGCUCUCGUGGGCACUUGCAAAACUACAGAUCCCACGUGAUCGGGGAUGUGGCAGAGGAGGAGGUAGGGUGACAUUUCCUACAAGGUACAGCAGAAGAGCGGACCGCGCGUGCCGCUCUCCCUGUUUCGGACGGCGGCCUGUUUUGUUGUCUCUUAGGCUGGGGGAAGGUUUGGCCGCGUCCGAGGGAGACGUUCGUAGACAUCCAUCUUAUUUUGUUUGAAAAGUUACUCAUUCAAAUUGUCAGUGCGUGACAGCUCGGAAUAAAGCUAAUUUGUGGCCGCCCCUCCUCUCUUCCCAGAGGAUCUCCGAGGCAGAGGAGCGGACGCGGGGCUGACUUGGGUGGGGCUGACUCAGUGCCGCAGCAAUCCCGCGCGAGAGCUCAGGGCAGGGCAGCGUAGGGGCGGGAACUCACAAAAGAUGGAGCCUUGUAGGGGACAAUGACUCUCGGGAUAAAGGCCGAGUGGAGAAAAUCAGGCCCCACUUAAGUAAAGAGUUGGGAAACCUAGGGCGCCCCCAGGGUCCCAGGAGGCGGGCCUUGCACCCGCGUUAAUUUAGGGGAGCACCAGCUUCCCUAGGCGAGCGCUCCAGGAGCGCUGUGACCAACUCUCCACACCUAGCGCCGGUUCGGAGCUGCCGUAGCUGAAGGUUAGAACACCCUGGAACCUCGGUCCCGGAUCGUACUCUUCGGAGAAGGACGCCCGACUGGGCUCAACCCACGCGGCAGCAGCAAACAGUUUGGCGUGGCCGGGGCGUGGCCGAGGGGGCGGGCCACGCCCCCUUACCCAGUUCCCCUCCACUCCCCGCUCCCAUUGGUCACCAGCAUGGCCAAUGAACGCCCUGAUCGAGGUCCUACCCUGGGUCUGACUCGAAAGCUCCUGCCAAAACUUUGGGAGUUUUUAGAGAGGAGUUUUUUUUUUUCUUUUUUUCCCCCUUAUUACUUUUUUUUAAAAACUAACGGAUUAUUAUUGUUGUUGUUUUAAAUUUAUUUCUCAAGCCUUAGCUGUUUGGCUGUUUCUUUCGGUGCCCGGCCCCGUCUCCCUGGCUUCCCUGGCUUCCCUGGCUUCCCUGGCUUCCCUGGCGUGUGCGGAGCCGCGCACCCGCCCGCCCAGCCGCCCCAGCGCCCCUCGCUCGCCUCCAGCCCGCGGGGAGCGCGGGCGCCGAGCCGCCUUUAAAGUGAGGCCAGGGCCCGAGGCUGUGACCGGCUGGGAUCCGGGCCUCGCCUCCUCCGUCGGUGGCGCUGGGGCUCCCUGGCUUCGCUUCAGUUCGGACCGAGAAGUGUAAGUGGAUCGACCCCGGCUGGGCUGCCGCCCCCUCCUGGACUUAGCGCGCCCCUCUCCGCGAACCCACUCACCCACUCGGCCCGGGCAGGCCGCAGCGGCCGCUUGCCUCACCCCGCCAGGAUGUUCGCCGCGGGGCUGGCUCCCUUCUACGCGCCCAACUUCAGCCUCUGGUCGGCCGCCUACUGCUCCUCCGCCGGCCCGGGCGGUUGCUCCUUCCCCCUGGACCCCGCUGCCGUCAAGAAACCCUCCUUCUGCAUCGCGGACAUCCUCCACGCCGGCGUUGGGGAGCCGGGGGCGGCCCCGGAGGGUCUGGCUGGGGCCUCGGCCGCCGCCCUCACCGCGCACUUGGGAUCGGCUCACCCGCACGCCUCUUUCCAGGCAGCCGCCAGAUCCCCGCUUCGACCCACCCCGGUGGUGGCGCCCUCCGAAGUCCCGGCUGGCUUCCCGCAGCGGCUGUCUCCACUCUCAGCCGCCUACCACCACCAUCACCCACAGCAACAACAGCAGCAACAACAACCGCAGCAGCAACAGCCUCCGCCUCCUCCUAGGGCUGGCGCCUUGCAGCCCCCAGCCUCUGGGCCCCGGGUGGUCCCGAACCCCCACCAUAGCGGCUCCGCCCCGGCCCCCUCCAGCAAGGACCUCAAAUUUGGAAUUGACCGCAUUUUGUCGGCAGAAUUUGACCCCAAAGUCAAGGAAGGCAACACACUGAGAGGUCCCUAUGCCGUGCUCACGAAGGACACCAUGCCGCAGACCUACAAGAGGAAGCGCUCGUGGUCCAGGGCAGUCUUCUCCAACCUGCAGAGGAAAGGCCUGGAGAAAAGAUUUGAGAUUCAGAAGUACGUGACCAAGCCAGACAGAAAGCAGCUGGCAGCCAUGCUCGGUCUCACCGACGCACAGGUGAAGGUGUGGUUCCAAAACCGGCGGAUGAAGUGGCGGCACUCCAAGGAGGCCCAGGCCCAGAAGGACAAAGACAAGGAAGCCGGCGAGAAGCCGUCGGGCGGAGCUGUGGCUGCAGACGGCGAGCCGGAGGAGCGGAGCCCCAGCCGUUCAGAGGCCGAGGCCGAGAGCGAGAGCAGCGACUCCGAGUCUCUGGACAUGACCCCCAGCGACACGGAGCGGACUGAAGGGGCCGAUCGGUCCUUGCACCCAACGACAGUCAUCAAGGCCUCCGCGGCGGGCGCCCUCCUGGCCGCCAGCAGCGGCAGUGGGGGAAGCGGUGGCGGCGGCGGCGGCGGCGGCGGCGGCGGCGGUGGUGGUUUUAGCUUCGGCGGCCUCAGUAGCAGCAGCGCCGGCGCCGGGAGCAGUGGCGGAAGCGGCGCCUCGGAGCUGCUCCCCGCGCCCCAGCCCGCCCUCGGCAGUGCCCCCAAAAGCCCCGAGUCCGCCCAGGCGCCGCUGGGUGGCCUCUAGACUGGACGAGGUUGGAGGGGACGCGAGGCCCCGGCUCAGGCUCACAGCCUUGCAGUGUGGGAUGGAUUUUGUGCCUGCUUUCCGGUGGCAGCAGGGCCAGGGCUGGAGACGCGAGGGCAGAGCCCUAAUGGAGGGCACGCAUCGCUGCCCCAGGCCUGCAGCCCACCCCUCACGGAGCCGAGGGGAGUCGAGCGCGCCCAGCACCGGGCUCCCAGCUCCCUCCGCACACCUCGGCCGGAAUACAAGCAGCUCCCACUGUGAAGCGUUGGACUGAGCAGUCCUCCCCUCGCUAGGGGUCGUGGCGCAAAGAUGCGCGGCACUUAGGAUGCAACAAACUUGUAAAUAAAAUGUUUACUAUGGUUUGUAAA